Messenger RNA from Symbiodinium necroappetens, 225 nucleotides. The record is from the annotation of a GenBank genome assembly. Lineage: Eukaryota; Dinophyceae; Suessiales; Symbiodiniaceae.
AUGCAGAUUUUUAUCGCAACAAGUGCUUGGAGUUGGCUGCAGAGGUGCAAAGGCGCGAGGAGGAGCUUGUCCACCUGCGCCAAGCCUUGCAAGAGGCCACCACAUCCAUGGCUUGAUCUACCGCCUGGCUUGUGUUUGAGGGCAGUGCCGCUAUCGUGCAUUGUCUGCCGGCAUCGAGGCCAUGACUUGAUUUGCAGAAUUCGCAUCUUCAUAGGUGUCUCUUAG